Clavispora lusitaniae ATCC 42720 is the source of this 1779-nucleotide messenger RNA. RefSeq lists its product as uncharacterized. Lineage: Eukaryota; Fungi; Ascomycota; Pichiomycetes; Serinales; Metschnikowiaceae. The record is from RefSeq and is a predicted model, not a curated record.
AUGCCCCAAGACUUCUACGCUGUUCUUGGCGUGGCGGCGCUGGCGUCUGCUGAAGACAUCAAGCGCCGCUACAAAAAACUCGCGCUCCAGUUUCAUCCCGACAAAACGGGCAACCCGAGCGACAAUGAGCGGUUCCACACGAUUCAACAAGCAUACGACACUUUGAAAGACGCCACGCUGCGGCGGCAGUACGACGCCAAAAACGGGGUCCAGGCCAAGCCCAGCUCUGCAGACCCAGCAGGAGACGGCUCGGGCUUCUCCGGCUUCCCACACUCGAAAAACGGCGCCUCUGGCUUCCACAGCUUUGCUAGCGCUUUUGGCCAUUUCUACCCGCCAAGCGACUCGAGUUACUUUGGGUGGUACAAACAGAACUCACGUGCGUACACAGACGCCUACACACGCAGCCGGCCGGACCCGCAGACAGCCGCCCGCAUGGCCCAGAUGGGCAUGCAGCAGGACUUGGAGCGGCGGCGGCGCGAGUACGUCGAGCAGGCGCAGCAGCAGCGCGAGGAGCUUGCACGGCGGCAGCGAGAAGAGCGCGCCCGGCAGGAGGCCGAGGACGAGCUCCGGCGGCGGCGGCAGGCGGCUGAACAGGCCCAGCAGGAGGAACAGGCCCGGCAGGCCAGACAAGCGGCCCAAAGUCGCGAGACAUACCAGUCCCGGUACUGGCAGGCGAAACAGGAGGCACACAACCCGCCUGUGUAUGAGGUCAGCGAAAGCGAGAGUCUGACCCGGGGCUACGACUCUGCAGAACCUAUAGUGGUGGAGGAUGAGAGUGAAGAGAGCGCGGAAAGUGAAGAGAGCGCAAACGAAAGCGAAGUUGACGGCGAAAGUGAUGGCGGCGUCAAGGAGCAGGCAAGCGAGAGCGAAGAUGCGGGCGAGAGUCCGCAGAGCUUCCACGAUGCCCAUCCGCCGGCAAAAGAGGCUGAAACGUCGUUCCAGAGCGGCGUCAAGGAGGAAAGCGCCGCUGAGGGCAUCAACAACGCCUCUGCAAAUGGAGACUCCGUUCAAGAUGGAAAUAGUGCGAGCUCGGGCCAAAAUGGAAGUGGGAGCUCCGGCCAAAAUGCAAGUACUAGCUCUAAUUCGCCAGCCGACCUGCGGCCUGAACACGCCGAUUCGGGCUCGCCGCGGCGGCUGGCCACACAAGCGUUUGAGUCGCCCGCAUACGGCGCCCGUGGCGCCAAGCGCACCAAAUUUGCCUUGGGCGACCUCCGCGAUUCGCUUGCGUCGGGACUUGACACCGAUCUUGAUGAUAUGCGACAGACGUUGCCCACAACACCCAAAGCUCGCAAGUCCAGUGCGCCAGGACUGUCGGCCAAGAGGGCAAAGGUGGAAAAGGCAGAGUACACGGACGGGCGCAGCCGUGCACAGACUCUUUUCACUCCCGUCAAUAGGGGAUUCCGGUCUGGCGGCGGCACCAUUUCUGUUCUGGACUUGUCGCCGUCGCGGGACGAAAGAGCACUCGUCUUUCUGGAAACCCCACCGCGGAUCGACGUGCUGCGGGCAACACCAGAACAAUGGCAGGCUCACGUCACACGCAUGCAACAGUAUGAAAGGGCAUUUUCCAGCUACCGCAGGGCUGUACUUGAGUACCAGGUGGGAAGGCUCGAAAAGGACGAGCGCCAUCACAACGUGAUAUACUCGGACACGUCGUGCUUGGACGUGUUGCAGACAUGUUUGUUCAACGACGUGCUUCUUCUUCAGAGCUACACGCGAGUCCUACAAGAGUUCAAGGAGACGCUACGGCAAUUCUGCCGAGACAGCGAGGCCAGAGCAUAA